Messenger RNA from Athalia rosae (coleseed sawfly), 4021 nucleotides. RefSeq names its product putative RNA-binding protein Luc7-like 2. Gene Ontology annotation, biological process: mRNA splice site recognition. Gene Ontology annotation, cellular component: U2-type prespliceosome; U1 snRNP. Bases 2417 to 3244 code for a protein of 275 amino acids. The transcript has 5 exons. The record is from RefSeq and is a predicted model, not a curated record. Lineage: Eukaryota; Metazoa; Arthropoda; Insecta; Hymenoptera; Athaliidae. Gene Ontology annotation, molecular function: mRNA binding.
GCUCACGACCAAAUACGAGCUAUGCUCGAUCAAUUGAUGGGCACAGGACGAAAUGGUGAGAAUAACAAAUUUCAAGUAAAAUAUUCGGAUCCGAAGGUCUGCAAGAGCUUCCUCCUGGCUUGCUGCCCCCACGAGAUACUUUCAUCGACGGUGAGUAUACUGCCAAAACAAAUUACUUAAACUUACAUGACGCGACUUGAAGUGUAGAUGCACUUUAAAAACAUUUACAUUACUGAUUGAAGAAAUCUUCGCGUCUCCACGCUAUUAUUUACAAUGGAUAAUAUGUUCUAGUAUAAGGUUAUAAUUUAUAAGUCCUUAGUACGUCAAUUUCCUUGAGGAUAGCAUAUGUACGGAGAAAUUUCAUUAUCAUAAUAAUUAAUGCUACGUCGCUUAUGAUUUAUUGUCAUCGUUUCGGAUUCAGAAUUAUUUAUUUUCAUAUCUUAUUUAUUUCGCUUGUUACGAGUCCUUAUUUUUUUUUCUUACUCUUGUUUUUUAAUUUUAUUUCAUCAAUUUUCUUCAAUUUGCCAACGAAUAAGUACUUCCAACACUUAUCGAAAUUCGCACAAUUCAUUUAUUUCAUUUUACUCAUUAAAUACAAUUAAAAGUUUUAGUACAUCUACAGUGUAUCAAUAACUCUGAUGUAUCAUUACUAUCAACACUGAUUACUGUCAAUCCUUUAAUUGAAAAAAUAUUGUGUGGUCUAAAUGUUCAGCAGUGGAUACACCUGUUGUUCUUAACAAUCGAUUCUGAAGCGACGAAAGGUAGUUAGGCUUUAUCAUAGCAUGGGAAGAUAGCUCUAAUGAAUUUGAUGUUAAGAACAGCCAAUAUUAUGAUUCUGCCACUUGAGAGAAAGAAGAAACUUGUAAAUUGAAUCUCUGCUCAACGUUUAGGCUUUACAAAUAAAUGUGUACAUUUUUCGUUUUUUAAGAUGAAUAGUUGUCCGAAGAGAGAUAAGUCUGUUAGAUUGAUAUGUUUUGUAUAGUGGAGAAAAUUUGUGAUGUCUUGAAUACGGGGCAGUUGUAUCGCUACUCCGCCACAUGUAAAGAAUAGUUAGGGGGAAAAAAAAUUAAACAAACAAGAAAUCAAUUGAUCAGAAGAAAAAAGGCCAUUGAAUUCACUAAUACCGAUGCGACUGCAGUUCUAUUUCCAGAGAGUCUGAAAAAUGCAAAACCAAUCCAAUGUACAAUAUCGUUGCGAAUAUUGUCCGAUCAUAUUGUUGUUUGUCUCACUCACACACGCGUUACUAAUAUCGAAGCCCUCGGCCCAGUGGUGAGGCUGCGAGCCAGGGCUUAGAGAAAUAUUUGCCCGUUUCGCCAGAGGCCUGUUCACUUAGCGCGCUUUGGUGAGUAGUAUCACGAAAGGAUCUUGAUUGUCAUUUGUCAAAUAAUUCGCCAUUGGUGGAAAAUAGGACAAAAUUUUCUGUGAGUAUGCGUGAACGUAGUUUCCUUUUGGAUUGGGGACAGGGAACGAGGGACAGAUCUGUAAGUAAGGCUGUCUGACUUUCACAUUGCCAAAAUUGAGGAAAGCGUCGUAUGUCUCAUCCAUUCAUUAGUUUCCAUGAUUCUAAGGAAUAUCGGUUCUACAAAUUGCAACCCUUCUUGCAAGACUCCGUUCACUUUUAUUUUCACUACCAUCCUUGCCUCGCUGCAACUAUCCCUUCUUGUUUCAAGAUUCUUUAUUUUAUUUUAUUCUAUUUAUUUGACAAUCGCGCUUAAUUUUGGCAAUUGGUGGUAAAUGCGUGAAAGAUCGAAGGAAGGACUCGAUUAUAGGCAGGAUCGCACGACACAGCUGUUACAAAAUUCCCUCACCACCGGAUGUACGUAUUCAACUCGAUUUUUAAAUAAAAUGCAAAUUAUUCAAAUCACUAUUUCAUAAUAUUUCGUUUUAGUUAACAUACUAAGUUAUAAGUUGUGUCAUAGAACUGAACAUGUAAAUUAAGGUGUGUGCUGAUUGUAGCGUCGUUGCCAUCGCAUUGUCGCGUCAGGCGGAGAGGUGUUGCCGCUCUGUAAGUGAAAUCAACAAAAUAUCUAACUAUAGAAAUUAUGUAAAUACUAUAUGUGAAAACAUCAGUUCUUUGUAUGUAUUUUUUGAUAGCGAAUCCAACAGUUUCACCGUCUUAAGGGAGACUGUCUUACCGGAUCUUAAUACAUUAAAUACAGGCUCGCACUUGAAUUAAAAGAAAAGAAAAAUAUGGAAAAAAGAACAAAGAAAAGAAUAUUAACAAUUAAGAAAAAAACCUAUGAUAUUAUUGACUUCCAAAACUUUUUUUUUUAUAAGAACAUUACCCAUGACUUAUUCACGUGAAAUGAGAAUUAUGUAAUUGUUCUCGGGGGAAUGGUGGUACAUUUAGGACUGUCAGGGGUGAACCUCAUUUUAAGAAAGUAAUUAAUUUAUUAUAAUUUGUGAAUCGCAGCGUAUGGACUUGGGGGAAUGCCCCCAGAUUCACGACCUGGCUCUGCGGGCUGACUACGAGGCUGCUCAGAAGAAGAGGGAUCAUUUCUACGACAUCGAUGCUAUGGAACACCUCCAAAACUUCAUAGCAGACUGCGAUCGUCGUACCAAACAAGCUAAGCAGCGCCUUUCCGAGACUCAGGAAGAACUGAGUGCAGAAGUAGCUGCGAAAGCUAACAAUGUUCACGUUCUCGCCGAAGAAAUUGGUAAAAAAUUAGCCAAAGCCGAGCAGCUCGGGGAGGAGGGCUUUGUCGAAGAAUCGAUGAAGUUAAUGGGUGAGAUCGACGAGUUGAGAAAGAAGAAAAACGAAGCAGAGCAAGAGUAUAGGAACAGCAUGCCGGCCUCGAGUUACCAACAGCAAAAAUUGAGAGUGUGCGAAGUGUGCAGUGCGUAUCUGGGUAUACAUGACAACGACAGACGAUUAGCCGAUCACUUUGGGGGUAAGCUGCACUUGGGAUUCAUCAAAAUCAGGGAGAAGCUCGCCGAACUGGAAAAAACCGUCGAAGAAAGACGUAAGGAAAAGCGAGAGACCAUGAUGGACCGGGACAGGCAGAGAGAUAGAGAAAGAGAGGACCGAGACAGGGACCGAAGUCGUGGUGGACUGAGCACUGGAUACAGAGAACGCGAUAGGGAUCGUGAUCGUGAUCGUGAUCGCGAACGUGAUCGUAGGGAUCGAAGACGAUCAAGGUCGAGGAGUCCCAGCCGUGGAAAGAGAUCUCGACGUUCGCGGAGCGGCAGUGGUGGCAGACGUUCUCGUUCCCAUCGCAGUGGAUCCAACGAUCGCAAGAGGUAAAAUAUCGCAGAGGCUCAGUCGAUUUAGACGUAAUUUAACGAGCGGACGAUAACUUCCUCAUAAAUAACGCUAUACGUUUUAUGCAGUGGUUUUGAAACGUUCUAUUAUAGGGAAUAUGAUAAACAUUACAUUUAUGAAAGGUGAAAACAAAAAAAUAAUUAAUUAUUAUGAAUUUAAAAUGAUCUUGGGACUUUCCAACGCUGAUUUGACAUUGAAAAUGUUAAACUGAGAUCGCGGUCAUGUUUCAAAGUAAAUAAUUAUACGGGAGCUCAUAAUAGUUCAAUUAAUUGUAUAAGGUACUGUUGUAAUUUUUAAUAAUUGAAGUACGAAUUAUAUGACUCUUAGUAUUCUGUAGCUUAGGGUGAAUUUUUAAUUAAAUUCAACAUGUGUAAAUAAAGUUUGAUAGUUCUCCCCGCAGUUGAAAACUAUUGGAUAUUUAUUAUCGUCGCUGAACGCUGCUCUAUACAUCACCGUUAGUUUCUGAAGACUUCACUAAAUAAUUCAACGAGACUCAUAUUUUUCGAUCGAUUUUUGGCCAAAUCUCCGUAAAAAAAACACCAAAGACUAUAGUCUUUGUACAUUUUUCGAGCGAUUUUUGGCAAAAUCUGUAGGAUCAAACAAUUUUUAUUGCUGAUUUAAAUUUCAGGAAAAAACCGAAAAUAAUUAUGAAAUUACUUGAAGGCUAUAUGAGAUGCAUAGCUUAUCGACCUCCGAAACAAUAGAUUUUCUUCUCAUGUAUAAAUCGAUGAUCGAAUAAUAAAUAUUCUCAAAAUUUGA